CUCCGCCGGUGCCGCCAUGUCGCUGCUGCUGCCGCGGGGCCGCGGCGGGGCCGCCCGGGGGCUGCUGCUGCUGCUGCCGCGGGGCCGCGCACCGGUGCCUGGGAGCCAUGUGUGUAACCAGUAUGGAACAUCGGGUUCUUUGCCAGGGGACAAAAAAGAACUUCUGCAAAAUGGACCAGACUUGCAGGACUUUGUCUCUGGAGAUCUGUCAGACAAGAGCACGUGGGCUGAGUAUAAAGGCAAUUUGAAGCGUGAGAAAGGAGAAAGGCUGCGGCUUCCUCCAUGGCUGAAAACAAAGAUUCCCAUGGGAAAAAACUACAAUAAACUAAAGAAUACCUUGAGAAGCUUAAAUCUUCAUACGGUAUGUGAAGAAGCACGUUGUCCCAACAUUGGAGAAUGCUGGGGAGGUGGUGAAUACGCCACAGCCACCGCUACUAUUAUGCUGAUGGGUGACACGUGCACCAGAGGCUGCAGAUUCUGUUCAGUAAAGACAGCAAAAAAUCCACCUCCUCUGGAUCCCCAGGAGCCUUACAACACAGCCAAGGCUAUCGCUGAGUGGGGCUUGGAUUACGUUGUGCUGACAUCUGUGGACAGAGACGAUAUGCCUGACGGGGGAGCGGAACACUUUGCAAAGACAGUCUCGCAUCUGAAAGAAAGGAAUUCCAAAAUCCUAGUGGAAUGUCUAACUCCCGAUUUCCGAGGGGACCUUAAGGCUGUGGAGAAAGUAGCGUUGUCGGGGCUGGAUGUGUAUGCGCACAACGUGGAGACGGUCCCGGAACUGCAGAGGAAGGUCCGUGAUCCCCGAGCCAACUUUGAGCAGUCUGUGCGUGUGCUGAAGCAUGCCAAGGAGGUCCAGCCCGGCAUCAUUUCUAAAACCUCCAUUAUGCUGGGGCUGGGCGAGACAGAUGAACAAGUGUAUUCCACAAUGAAAUUAUUGCGGGAAGCAGAUGUAGAUUGCUUGACCCUAGGACAGUACAUGCAACCAACGAAACGUCACCUGAAGGUUGAAGAAUACAUAACUCCUGAAAAGUUUAAGUACUGGGAAAAAGUAGGAAAUGAUCUUGGAUUCCAUUACACUGCUAGUGGGCCUUUAGUGCGUUCCUCCUAUAAAGCAGGUGAAUUCUUUUUGAAGAACUUAGUAGAAAAAAGGAAGACAAAAGCUAUCUGAAAAUGAGAGUGAAUCUAUUUAAAGCAGCCAGUUUGAAGGAUCCUUUUUUCAGCAUAUAAUUACACUCAGUUCCAGAAAUGCAGAAGACCAGAUGGUGAAUAUAUGAACAAACUCACUAUCUUUCCAGAACACUUUUCUGUCAACAAAACAUUAUUUCUCCUGGCAAGGCUACAACUACUGAGUACUUCUAAUGUUCAGCAAAAAGACAGAAGAUGAUAGAAACGAUUUUAAAAGAGUGAUGGAACUGAGGUGGAAGAAAUAAAUGUAAGGUGGAAAAAAAGAUUGGGCAGAUUUAUAGAUCUAAUACUGCCAUCAGCAUUGCUGCAGUUAAUACCUGUGAGGAUGCUGAUAGAAACUUGAAAGGUACUGAUACUUCACUGUAUCUUACCAUUACAAGCUUGCAGGGGCUCUGGGAACUAUGGGAGUCCUAAAGAAAGAUUUUGUACAUGAUAAUGGACCAGAAUAGGGCUAUCUUGAACUACACCAGAGAAGGAAUGGUAAUACUACUUCAGGAGGUGGUAUUUCUUACCUGUAUCUCGAGAAAAUGAGCUGUACCAUUCUGAUAGCUGAAUCUUUUCUGAUCCUUGCAUGUCUUGACAUGUGAGAGCCGUGGUAAAUACAAGAUAUCAAGCUGAAGAAAACAAAUCCUUUGUGGCAAGACAAUUGUAGAUACCAUAUAAUUUAAACCAUCUGGAAAAUCAGAGUUGGUGUAAGAGCAUAAAUAGUGCCACCCCUGUUUUGAUUACAUGACUGUAACAAACUUCAGUGAGUUGCACAGAUGCUUGUCCAGUAUUGGGUAUGCAGAACUGCUGCUGUUCUGUACUGUGCUCCUAUUCUAUGGCUAUUGUCUUGGCAUUAAAGGAAAGUUGAAAACCUGG
Molecule: messenger RNA, 2046 nt
Organism: Empidonax traillii (willow flycatcher)
Lineage: Eukaryota; Metazoa; Chordata; Aves; Passeriformes; Tyrannidae
Gene: LIAS
Product: lipoic acid synthetase
Exons: 11
Coding region: 17-1168 (383 amino acids)
Biological process (GO): lipoate biosynthetic process
Cellular component (GO): mitochondrion
Molecular function (GO): 4 iron, 4 sulfur cluster binding; lipoate synthase activity
Source: RefSeq, a predicted model, not a curated record